Molecule: messenger RNA, 3504 nt
Organism: Syngnathus typhle (broad-nosed pipefish)
Lineage: Eukaryota; Metazoa; Chordata; Actinopteri; Syngnathiformes; Syngnathidae
Gene: mta2
Product: metastasis associated 1 family, member 2
Exons: 17
Coding region: 391-2478 (695 amino acids)
Biological process (GO): negative regulation of transcription by RNA polymerase II
Cellular component (GO): nucleoplasm; NuRD complex
Molecular function (GO): histone deacetylase binding; transcription coactivator activity; transcription corepressor activity
Source: RefSeq, a predicted model, not a curated record
ACGAGCGUGUGUAAUCGAGUGACGGUGAAGACCAAGAAGAAGAAGAUGGACGAAGAUCUGCUGAGCGGAGGAUGAGCGGAAGAGUGGAGGUCGAGACAGACGUGUGAAUGAGCGAGUGAGAAGGCGGCGGCCGCGGAGGAGGAGGAGGUGGUGGGGGAGAAGGAGACGAUUGUCGUGAGGGAGCAAAUUCAAGACCAAUGUUUUGGAGGAGCGUUUCGUGACGGAAACUUUCAACUUUUUUUUCCUUUUUUUUUUUAAACCGCCACUCACUCGGCUUGUUGUGCCCCGGAGCCGGCCGGCUUUGUCUCACGACGCGGGCGUCUAUAAAUGGACUAAAACAGAGCCCCGCAGACCAUCUCUUCGCAUUAACCCAGAGCUCAUUACUAAAGAAUGGCGGCCAACAUGUAUCGAGUGGGAGAUUACGUCUACUUUGAGAACUCCUCCAGCAACCCGUACCUGAUCCGCAGGAUAGAAGAGCUCAACAAGACGGCCAACGGGAACGUGGAGGCCAAGGUGGUAUGUCUCUUCAGACGGCGAGACAUCUCCGGCAACCUCAACGCUCUCGCCGACAGCAACGCAAGGGAAUUUGAGGAGGAGUCCAAGCAGCCGGCGCUGGCCGAGCCACAGAAGCACCAACUCAAGCACCGGGAGCUGUUCCUCUCGCGCCAGUUUGAGUCGCUACCGGCCACUCACAUCAGGGGCAAGUGCAACGUCACCCUCCUCAAUGAAACUGAUGUCUUGGCAGGAUACUUGGAGAAAGAGGACUGUUUCUUCUAUUCAUUGGUGUUCGACCCGGUCCAAAAAACCCUGUUGGCCGACCAGGGAGAGAUCAGGGUGGGCUCCAAGUACCAGGCGGAUGUGCCCGACAAGCUGGCGGAGGGUGAGGAGCCAAAUGCGCCCGCGCCGCUCUUCCUCAAAUCCAUUUCUUUUCUUUUCUUUUUAAUCUCAGGAGAAUUGGAUGGCCGCAUCCAGGAGAAGCUGGAGACCAAGGUGUGGGACCCUGACAACCAACUCAAAGACCCCCAGAUUGACCAGUUUCUGGUGGUGGCAAGGGCGGUGGGCACCUUCGCUCGGGCUCUGGACUGCAGCAGCUCCAUCCGCCAGCCCAGCCUGCACAUGAGCGCGGCGGCGGCUUCUCGAGACAUCACGCUGUUCCACGCCAUGGACACGCUGCAGAAGAACCAUUACGACUUGGCCAAGGCCAUGUCCACGCUGGUGCCCCAGGGCGGCCCCGUGCUCUGUCGCGACGAGAUGGAGGAGUGGAGCGCCUCCGAGGCCAUGUUGUUUGAAGAGGCGCUGGAGAAAUACGGCAAAGACUUCAACGACAUCCGCCAGGACUUUCUCCCUUGGAAGUCUUUAGCCAGCGUGGUCCAGUUCUACUACAUGUGGAAGACCACAGACCGCUACAUCCAGCAGAAACGACUGAAGGCGGCCGAGGCGGACAGUAAGCUGAAGCAGGUCUACAUCCCCACCUACACCAAGCCCAACCCCAAUCAGAUCAUGGUGCCGGGGAGCAAGCCGGGCGUGAACGGCGCCGCCACCGGCGCCGGCGCCACCGCCGCCGGCUUCCAGAAAGGACUCAACUGCGAGAGUUGUCACACGGCCCAGUCGCCUCAGUGGUACGCCUGGGGGCCCCCCAACAUGCAAUGCCGACUGUGCGCCUCCUGCUGGAUCUACUGGAAAAAAUACGGCGGCUUAAAGACCCCGACGCAGCUCGAGGGCGCCGCCCGGACCGGCUCCGAGUCAGGGCCGCGCAGUCACAUGACCCGCCAGGAGGUCCAGGGCCUGUCGCCAUUCACGCGCAACGAGGGCCGCGCCAAGCUGCUGGCCAAGAACCGCCAAACGUUCAUCCUGCAGACCACCAAGCUGACCCGCGUGGCCCGCCGGGUCUGCCAGGACAUCCUGCAGCCUCGGCGGGCGGCGCGGCGCCCCUACGCCUCCAUCAACGCCAAUGCCGUCAAAGCCGAGUGUAUGAUCCGGUUGCCCAAAGCCACAAAAACUCCCCUGAAGAGCAAGCUGGUCCCCCGACCGUCGCUGGCCAACAUCGUGAAGGACUUGGCCAUCGCCGCUCCUCUCAAGCUGAAAGCGUCCAGGGGACCCCCCACGCCCAUCAACAGGAACCAGGCCAGCCAGCCUAGAGCGGGCCAAGGCCUGCUGGGAAAGAGGGGCUUUGACAGCGGCUCGGGAACGGCCUACUCGGCCAACGGGAGGGCCUACACUUCAGGCAUGAGGACCACCUCCCAGUCUGUCAUCAAGCGUCAGAAGGUCAGCCAGGGAGAAGCCCCCAACCCUGUUGUCUUCGUGGCUACAAAAGACACCAGAGCACUAAGGAAACAUCUGACUCAAUCGGAGAUGCGCCGGGCGGCUCGGAAACCUCACCUUCCCGUGCGGCUCAAGCUGCCGCCGCCGCCCCCUCGCCCCCUGGCCCUGCCCUUGCUCCCGUCCAGCACCAGCGAACCCAUCGUCCUCGAGGACUGAAUGGCGGGCGGGCCGGCCGGCCGGCCGGUCGCUUUUCUUAACAGGAUAGCAGCGGUCUGUGUCCAUACUUUUCUCUUUUUUUUUUUAGUUCCCCACCAAGGAUCCCUCCCGCAGCUCAGGCUUUGUAAGAUUUUAUUCCAGGUCCUGAAUUAUUUUGUAACACCCCACUGGCUUUUAAAUGUGUAAUUUAAGUGGAAAAUGUUUUCUCCCUGAAACAAUUUUGGAUGGUAAAGCACACCGUGUGUCAAUGUGUGCGUGCAUCGUCGCUAUCUCUGCUCAAAGUGAAGCUCUAGUCUAAACACUUCAAACUUUGGCCCCCGUACGCGGUUGGCCGGCCGGCCGGCCGGCCGGCAAGCAGCGGACAGCUUGCCAACCUGUGCCAGAUAUCCCAGCCAGCCAGGCAUUGCAUAGCAUACAAUAACACCGGCUUGUUUUGUGCUCGCUUGAACAGCCGGCGGCACUAUCCAAUAAUUGUUCAGGACCCUCCACUCUCUUUCACUUUUCUAUCUCAAAGCCCACCCCAAAUACUUUUUUUACAAAGACAAUUGGAUCAUCCUAAUCCCUGGAUUCCACAGCACUUGGGGAUAGCAAUGAUUCUUUUUUUUCUCAAGCAGCUUUGGUCCCAAUGUGGAGUUUAUCUUUCCUCAAAAAAAUCAAAAAGAGGGGGAGAAAAAAAAAGAAGAAAUGGCUGUGUUUGUAGCAAAUACCCGUCUGUAAAGAUCAGGCAAGUGGAUAACUGCAUUAUUGCAAAUGUUUUCUUUUUUCUACAAACUGAAGUACAUCACUGAAGUACAGUUAGGUUGUUGUUGUUGUUGCUGCAAAUUUUGAGAUGUCAUUGGGCAGGGGGCCAGACCCUUCAAAAAAGUGUGUGCGCGUGUGUGUGUGUUGGUGGGCGGGGAAUGACAUUUUGUAUAGGCAGCAAGAGAAAUAUGCGACAAAUGGUUUUUUAUGAUUAUUCCAGCGUCUCUUUAUCCUGUAAUCUUUCUUGAUGACAAAAGAAAUAAAGUUUCUUUUUCUUUUUGGUCA